Papaver somniferum (opium poppy) is the source of this 2493-nucleotide messenger RNA. Its product is annotated as zinc finger CCCH domain-containing protein 13-like. NCBI's taxonomy places the organism in Eukaryota, Viridiplantae, Streptophyta, Magnoliopsida, Ranunculales, Papaveraceae. The record is from RefSeq and is a predicted model, not a curated record. Gene Ontology annotation, molecular function: metal ion binding. The transcript is spliced from 11 exons. The coding region runs from base 1001 to 2293 and encodes 430 amino acids.
CAGCAAGUGAUGGAUGUUGGGAAGCAUUUUAAGACGAAGAUUUGUGUGUUAUUUCAAAGAGGACAUUGUUCGCGUCAGAAUUGUUCAUUCGCACAUGGAAAUGAAGAACUUCGGCGAUUUUCUUCUGGUCCUUUUAAUGAGUUGAGGGAUUGAGAUUCUAUUUUCUUCAGAUCUGUCUUUGAACUUUCUUCUGCCUAAGAGCAGGAAGCAAGUGGAGAUUAAUAAUCAAAUUAUUACAGAUAUCCGUGGAAGAGUCGUGGUUAUUCGGACUAUAUGGAAAUAUUAUGUGCAUCUGAUUAUCUUUCUAACAUAAUAUCUAAUACAUAUCAGCGGCAUGAGUAUUCUGUUCAUCACUGCUUGAAUACCUACUGAAGUAUUAAGUGCUGUGUGAGGUGGUUGUUCUUACUUCUGAUUUUAAUUAUGUCCCCAUGGGAAACUGGUUUUGGGGAUAAUGAUUUCUCGAAACAGAAAAGGGUCCAUGUACUAAUCAUAAAAGCUAGAUAUUCCUGAAUAGUAUUUUCAACGCCCCAACACUUUCGUAGUAAGUCAUUCAUGCAGCUCAGAGUGAUGGAGUACUCUUCAUAAUGAGUCUUCCUUGAUAAUUAAGAAAAUGGAUUUCUUCAAUGGAGAUCUAGUGCAGAAUUUAUAUUGGAACAUGUGGUCAAAGUAGACCCAUUUUACUGCGUGGAAUAAUUUGUUAUGGCAGCAGAGAGAAUCUACUUGCGGUUGUGAUAUUUUUCUUAUUUCAUGAAGGAAGUUAUGUCGAGUAUUUUUCUCUCUUACUUGCUUCCUUGAUAAUCGAAGGGUGUUCUCAGUUGUGUGACCUCAAAUACGGGCAUAAUCAAAUAUCAUUACUUAUAUCGAAGGUGUUAAUUCUAUGGUUUCCUUUGGAACUGACAAGAAGGCAUUAUUUCUAUUCAUUAUUAAGUUUCUCAUAUUGCUCCUUGUAAUGGUAAGCUUAGCCUUUCAUGUGAUUAAUUGGUAUCCCCUUGACGUUUAGAUGAAAAGUGAAAUCGAAAGUUUCGCCUUUCCGAGUUUAAAUAUUUUUUAUUCAGAUGAGCAAGAAUAUAGAGGCAACGACUUGAGGGAUAGGCUUGGUAGAAGGCAUUCACCUCAAAGACGAUUUUCCCCUGUGAGAGAUUCAAGAGACCAAAAUGCAUUUCAUGGUCAGAUGCAGCAUCACUUUAAUAGAGGAUACAGUCCUCCAAGAUCUCCAGGAAAAAAGAGCAGGUGGAAUCAACAUUUGGCUGGGCAAACUCAUGCCACUGGAAAUUUCAAGAACUUAGAUAGUGGAGUUAAGGAGAGAAGACCCCAUGGUGGAGAUGAUGUUGAUCUGCAGGUCAAACACAUGCAAUUGGCUAUUGGCAGGCUUGAUGAUCACAAAAGCCAACUAGAGAGCCACAUGGAAGAGAGGAUCCUACAGUCUGAAAACCUUGCUACUAGAAUUGAGGAGCUUGAAGCCCACCUGAGCAAGGAACAAGAAGAUUGUAAAAGGAUAACUUCAAAAGUUAAGAAAUUUAUUAAAGCACACGUCCGGUAUUCAAGGGCGCAAGAAGAACUGGAGAAGUCGCAAGCUUGGCUUCAGAAGUUGGGAGAUCAGUUAGCUUCUGAUGCUUCGAGACCCAGUGCAAACAAAGAGGGUUUAAGUCUUCAUAUUUGUAGUGAUGGAGAAUUUAACCAGGAUGACGCUCUGAGCCCAAGAAAAGAGUUGCAAAAUCAUGCAUCUCCAUUCAAGAAACGGUUGCAAAGUAGUAUUGGGGUUAGUGAAGCAAAACAAGCAAAUAUGAAGAUGUCUCUUGCGGGACCAAAUAGAUUAAAGAAGUUCAGUCAGCGGGAUGGAAUCUCAGAGUCGGAACACAAUCCUAAAGAAGGUGAUUCAGUGAACAAUAAUAUUGUGGGAAGCAAACGCCACAGAUCUCUAGGGAUGGAGAACAAGAGUAAGCGAAGAAAGAAUGAUCCUUCCAGUAUUGCAUCCCUUGAAAAGGCCAAGGGCGUGGACUCAGGACAUAUGUUGCCCUCAACCAGUAUGGCUGCUCAUGCAGUUGAUGAAUUCACCGAUACCAUUGAUAUGGAUGAGAAAAUUGAGGAAGUGGAUGCUACUACAAAUGGUGUUGAUAAGGCAUUAGAGAAGGAAAACUCUCCACUUCCUCCAUCCCCACCACCUCCUCCCCGUCAAGAUGUUUACAUCCAUUAUGAGACUGAAGAGGAUGAAAUUGAUGCAGGCGAAUCAGACGGCAACCCGCGGGACCAAGAUAUCCAUAGUGAAGAGAAGUUGGAUUUGGAUACCGAUUAGGUGUACGACAAUAUAAAUUGGUCUUCUGAUAUGUAAAGUUCAAUCUUUUUUGUUGCGAUGACAGUUGUCUUGGGUGCAAUUUUAAACUUUGGUUGAGAAAAUUAAAAGAAUGCUGUUUCAGGUCUUCAUUAAUUCAGUUCCAAUUUUAUCCAGUACCGGCUACAGGAUGGGGUUACCAUUCUUGGCAUAAACUUCAGAUA